GUCACAUGACCUGGGUGUGCGCUAUCGAGGAAAGACAGUACACCUGCCUUAUUUGAAAAACGAACUUGUUGAUAUUGUAUUAGAGUGAGUUUUUAGGUAAAACAACCCUGAAUAUAGUUUAAACAAGAAGUGUAUUACGAUCAAUUAAGUUGGACUGAAGGCGGUUGACGGCGGAAUAAGCUGACCUGACUUCGAUCAGACCUGUCAAUAAUAAAACUAGGAAGUGAGUGGCAUUCGGUGUCGUCGCGCGGCCAUCUCUACUCAUGGCUACAUGACUUACUUUAAUCUUGUCUUUAAAGGUGAUACAUGUUGUGUAUUUGUAUAAACCUCGGUGCGAUGAGCAUAGUUAAGUGAGGUUUACGAUAAAGUCAUUAGAUUCGGGCUGCUCUUGAUCGCAGGAAGACUGGACUCACGCAGGUGUUGACACACGUAUCAGGAUGAAUGACUCGAGUGAGGGUCUCAGUAUAAUGUCAGUGGAUUUGGAUAAAAACAUGAACGAUUCAGCCCCUCCGUUGUCAUACUCGAUGCUAAUGUCAAACAUGACUGACAUGUCUAACCUGACAGUCAUCAGGACCGGUAAUAGGACUGAAAUUGUGGGGAAUGACAAGAUCUUCCUCAACACCGCCAUUGCCCAAGCUUUGUCUGGAGUUUUCGUCUGGUCGGCGCUCCUCAUCACCUGUCACCAGAUCUACUCGCACCUGAGGUCUUACACGGUACCCAACGAGCAGCGCUACAUCAUCCGCAUCCUCUUCAUCGUCCCCAUCUUUGCGUUUGACUCCUGGCUCAGCUUGCUGUUCAUCAGUAAUGACCAGUAUUACGUCUAUUUUGACUCUGUUCGAGACUGCUAUGAAGCGUUUGUCAUCUACAACUUCCUGAGCCUGUCUUUUGAGUAUCUUGGAGGAGAGAGCGCCAUCAUGUCAGAAAUAAGAGGAAAAUCCAUUGAAUCCAGUUGUCUAUAUGGCACGUGCUGCCUUGGAGGAAUGAGUUACUCAAUUGGCUUCCUGAGGUUCUGCAAACAGGCCACGCUGCAGUUCUGUGUGGUGAAACCCAUCAUGGCCGUCAUCACCAUCCUCCUCCAGGCUUUCGGCAAAUAUCACGAUGGAGAUUUCAAUGUAACUGGAGGUUACCUCUACAUCACCAUCGUUUACAACAUCUCUGUCAGUUUGGCUCUCUACGCCCUUUUCCUCUUCUACUUCACAACCAGUGACCUGUUGAGAGCUUAUGAACCUGUGCUCAAGUUCCUCACCAUCAAGUCUGUUAUUUUCCUGUCGUUCUGGCAAGGUAUGGUUUUGGCUAUUCUGGAGCGUUGUGGCGUGAUCCCUGAAGCUCUGAUGAUAGAUGGACACAAGGUGGGUGCUGGCACAGUCGCGGCCGGCUGGCAGAACUUCAUCAUCUGCAUUGAAAUGUUCUUUGCUGCCAUCGCCCUCCGCUAUGCCUUUACCUCCAGCGUGUACCAGGAGAAGAAGAGUCAAGCACCAGAGAACGUAGCACCCAUGCACAGCAUCUCCAGCGGCCUGAAGGAAACCAUGAACCCUGGUGAUAUGGUCCAGGACGCAAUACACAACUUCUCACCGGCAUAUCAACAGUACACCCAGCAGUCCACCCAGGAAGUGAAGCCCAAUGUGAACGGCAAAGCAGGAGUCACCGCCACAAGAGUCAGCACCACAAAGAGUUCAAAAAAAUCGGACAAAGUGAUGCUGAUCGACACAGAUGAUGAGUUCUAGUUCUUCAUCAGUCCUGAUCUCUGUAUUUAAUCCAAAAACAUGACUUAUUUUGACUUUAACAAAGACAGUAAUAAUGUAAAUCUGCUUAUGAAUCUUUUAAAAAAGAGCACAGAAUGAACGCUUUCUGGAACGGUUGAUUUCUUACUCUCUGCUCAUUGUUUUGGAUCUCCGACGUACCCCCAGAUGAUCCGGCCCUGUAAUGGAGAGUCCUUUCUCAUUCCAAACCAUUCUUAUGAUGCAUGCCUGAUAAAUGUGAGCCAUCGGGAGCCGUUCAGACGGCAUAAAUCUGGGACUGGCAAUUUCGAAAGCCGUUAUUGCUUCUGCCCCUUUGAAGUAUUUGCUCAGCAGCCCUUUGCUGGGUCUCACGACGAAUCGAACCGGCUUUCACAGACUCGCACUUCAAACUGUUGUCUGUGGCUCUUUGAAUGCUUUGUAUCAGUCGUGCCAUGCAGACGUCGAUUGAUUUGGAGACUCAUUCAUUUUCACACCAAGUCUUCAAAGUGUGCAGGAUCUGAUGCAAAAAAGGCGAUACUGGCGUCAUCGCGUAUUUAAAUAGCAAGUAAAUCGUAUUCAGCCAUUGUGCGGAUGGUUAAAGUCUUAACUUAUGACGUUGGGUUUUAAUUGUACAGGUUUUAAAGGGGAACGUUAAAAUGUUAAAUUACGUUUGGUUAUCGACUGUUUAACAAUUAAUGGGCAUUUUUAUAUAAACCACAUUACGUGAUAAGAUACCGUACGAUAUUUUUCUCUAUACGAUCUUUUGGUGUUUUCACAUCAUUAAGUGGUUGAAUGCAUUAAUAUACCAUCAAAGUUAUGUAUUUAGUCAAAUAUCACACUGAGUUAUUGAAGUGUAUAUAUAUUUACUACUUGCACAGCGUGUAAAGUCUUUUUCAGUCCUUCAAAAAAAAUGUAAUGUUUUCUCAAAUUUGAAGAUGACUUCUGGAUUAUUGUUAUGUCUGAAUACAAAAUUGUUUUCAUGAUGCUAAUAUUCUUUUGAUAUCUGUAAGGAUCUGGUUGCUCUCUUCAAAGUCCACUUAUCUAUGAAGGAGCCUUGUAUAUCCCCUAUUGAAGCAAUAUUUGAAGGUGGCAUUACGUGAUUCCUCAAUCUAACAAGGAAGACUUGUGCCAAUGAUUGCUGCCUCAUAAAUGUGGAGGAAGGAAAUUAUCUAAUAACAUCUACUUUGUAUGUCCUGACCGCUCAUCUGUAUAAAUAUAAUGCAUGUAUAUAGAUAACUGAACAUUAUUACUAUGAAUAAUAAUAAAUCGUGUUUGAAAUAAA
Triplophysa dalaica is the source of this 3000-nucleotide messenger RNA. RefSeq names its product transmembrane protein 184a (gene tmem184a). The record is from RefSeq and is a predicted model, not a curated record. Bases 438 to 1724 code for a protein of 428 amino acids. The transcript has 9 exons. Gene Ontology annotation, cellular component: early endosome membrane. Gene Ontology annotation, molecular function: transporter activity. NCBI's taxonomy places the organism in Eukaryota, Metazoa, Chordata, Actinopteri, Cypriniformes, Nemacheilidae. Gene Ontology annotation, biological process: transport.